Molecule: messenger RNA, 3814 nt
Organism: Mus pahari (shrew mouse)
Lineage: Eukaryota; Metazoa; Chordata; Mammalia; Rodentia; Muridae
Gene: Hnf1b
Product: HNF1 homeobox B
Exons: 9
Coding region: 994-2670 (558 amino acids)
Biological process (GO): insulin secretion; pancreas development; regulation of transcription by RNA polymerase II
Cellular component (GO): nucleus
Molecular function (GO): RNA polymerase II cis-regulatory region sequence-specific DNA binding; DNA-binding transcription factor activity, RNA polymerase II-specific
Source: RefSeq, a predicted model, not a curated record
UUUAGGCAGAGGGCGAACCCCAGGUGUCCUGCUCCCCUUUGGCUUGGCGGGGCAGGUGGCUGGUGAGCCGGCAGCGGCUGAGCUCCACUUUCGCUACUCCCUCUGGCCAUAAAUGAAUCGGCAGUCUCCUUUCAAGGGUCCCGUAGGCCUCUAGCACGUUAACAACGCGCGGUCCGGGCCAGGCAUCCGGCAAAUCCAAACUACCAGGCCGAGUUGAGGAGGACCUGGAGAACAGUAACCGAGGUAAAAAGAAAUGGGGUCCCUCUAAUUCGUUCUAACCGCGCCUAAAGCCACUCUUAUUCCUGGCGCCCAUUCCCAAAGAAUCGGAUUCGCCACCAUCUGGCUACAUCUCUCCAGGCUUGCUACCUGCAGACAACCUGGAGGCUUUCUGCUCUCCUCACCCUCCCCCACUCCCCCUUCCCAAGGCACCCCAACUUGGUCCAGCUCUCUCACCUGAACCCCCCGAAGCGCAGUUUCUUCUUUCUGGACUAAAGCCGAACCCCUCGCCGGUGGAAAGGCCCCCACCCCCACCCAGCCUAGCCUGCAAGCCGCUUGCUUUACAAGUCCAAAGGUCACCUAAAGUUUGGCUGAUAAACAGAAUCGGUAGAGAAGAUUUGGAGCCCCCAGCGUGAGUAGAAUGGGCUCUGGCGAAACCCAAUCCUGGCCCAAGUCUCCGGCUCCGUUGGACUAUCCCUUAGGUUCUCCCACUUUCUCGGUUUUUCCCCCUCCCCACCACCAUUUGCAUCUUGCCGAAAGCCGAGCCCUUCCCACUCAUUUGCAUAUCUUAUAUGGUCUAAUGGUGGCGAUCAUGGCAAGUUAGAAGUUUUCUGACUCCUCUCAAAGGAGUCUCCGGGACCCCAGAGAGUAACAGGUGUCUGAAAGCUAAAGGGUGGAGGGGUUCCAGGACUUGGGGUUCUCUUGUAAAACUCCCCUCCACCCUCCUCUCUCACACCCACCCAUCCCCUCAACCCCUUCUUUUUCCGUCCUUGGAAAAUGGUGUCCAAGCUCACGUCGCUCCAGCAAGAACUCCUGAGUGCGCUGCUGAGCUCCGGAGUCACCAAAGAAGUGCUGAUCCAGGCCUUGGAGGAGUUACUGCCAUCCCCGAAUUUCGGGGUGAAGCUGGAGACACUGCCCCUGUCCCCCGGGAGCGGGGCGGAUCUCGACACCAAGCCGGUUUUCCAUACUCUCACCAAUGGCCACGCCAAGGGCCGCUUGUCUGGAGACGAGGGCUCAGAGGACGGCGACGACUAUGACACUCCUCCCAUCCUCAAAGAGCUCCAGGCGCUCAACACCGAGGAGGCCGCGGAGCAACGGGCCGAAGUGGACCGGAUGCUCAGUGAGGACCCGUGGAGGGCUGCCAAAAUGAUCAAGGGAUACAUGCAACAGCACAACAUCCCCCAGAGGGAGGUGGUUGAUGUCACAGGCCUGAACCAGUCCCACCUCUCUCAACACCUCAACAAGGGCACCCCCAUGAAGACCCAGAAGAGAGCUGCCCUGUACACCUGGUACGUCAGAAAGCAACGGGAGAUCCUCCGACAGUUCAACCAGACAGUCCAGAGCUCUGGAAACAUGACAGACAAAAGCAGUCAGGAUCAGCUGCUGUUUCUCUUUCCAGAGUUCAGUCAACAGAACCAGGGGCCUGGGCAGUCGGAGGAUGCCUGCUCUGAGCCCACCAACAAGAAGAUGCGCCGCAACCGGUUCAAAUGGGGGCCCGCAUCCCAGCAAAUUUUGUACCAGGCCUACGACCGGCAAAAGAAUCCCAGCAAGGAAGAGAGGGAGGCCUUAGUGGAGGAGUGUAACAGGGCAGAAUGUUUGCAACGAGGGGUCUCCCCUUCCAAAGCCCACGGCCUAGGCUCCAACCUGGUCACGGAGGUCCGUGUCUACAACUGGUUUGCAAACCGCCGGAAGGAAGAGGCGUUCAGGCAGAAACUGGCCAUGGAUGCCUAUAGCUCCAACCAGACACACAACCUGAACCCCCUGCUCACUCAUGGCUCCCCUCACCAUCAGCCAAGUUCCUCUCCACCCAACAAGCUGCCAGGAGUGCGCUACAGCCAGCCAGGAAACAAUGAGGUCACUUCCUCUUCGACCAUCAGUCACCAUGGCAAUGGUGCCAUGGUGACCAGCCAAUCGGUUUUACAGCAAGUCUCCCCGGCCAGCCUGGACCCAGGCCACAGUCUCCUCUCACCUGACAGUAAAAUGCAGAUCACAGUGUCGGGAGGAGGACUGCCCCCAGUCAGCACCUUGACGAAUAUCCACAGCCUAUCCCACCACAAUCCCCAGCAAUCUCAGAACCUCAUCAUGACCCCCCUGUCUGGAGUCAUGGCCAUUGCACAGAGCCUCAACACCUCCCAAGCCCAGGGUGUCCCAGUCAUCAACAGUGUGGCUAGCAGCCUGGCAGCCCUACAGCCCGUCCAGUUCUCUCAACAGCUGCACAGCCCUCACCAGCAGCCCCUCAUGCAGCAGAGCCCAGGCAGUCACAUGGCCCAGCAGCCCUUCAUGGCUGCAGUGACUCAGCUACAGAACUCCCACAUGUACGCACAUAAGCAGGAACCCCCUCAGUAUUCCCACACCUCCCGGUUCCCAUCUGCAAUGGUGGUCACAGAUACCAGUAGCAUCAACACUCUCACCAGCAUGUCUUCCAGUAAACAGUGUCCACUGCAAGCCUGGUGAUGCUCACAUAACCACUCACUCUGUGCACAGCAACGAGGACCCCAUUUUCCAUACCAUCAGUCUCUGGGGAAGUCCAGAGACCAGACAGGCCCAUGGGAGCCCAGGAGAGGUCCCUGCUCACCUGACAUCCUGCCGGGCACCUCGGAUAAGCUGCUCCCAAGAGCUGCAGCCGGAAGAAGCCCAGCGUCCCUUCUUUGCAGUAUUGUCAUGGUGCCUCUCCUAAGAUGCCAAGUGCUCUUGUGUCCCCCAGAGGCGGCCGCUGCGGAAUGGUGCAACGAGAAAACCUGUGGAAUCUCCCCUGCAACCCGUCAUCGAACAAACUGAUGCAAAAACUUGAAUCUGUUACUGAAAUAAGAUGAGGACCAAGGAGGGUGUGUGCUAAUGAACUGAGCCAGACACUGUAAAUACUGACAGAACCCCCCUCUCCCAUCCCAGAUGAUCUCAAGAUUUCUUCUAAAGAAGUAAAUUUGUCCAAUGGGUGUAAACUAUAAACUACUCUAAUUAAGUGCAAUUUUCCUUCCACGUAUCUACCCCUGCCCUGUAUAUAAUACUAAAGUGUCUAUCACUUUUCAUUGUAAAGGUCAGAGUUGAAAUUCCAAGAGUGACUUGCUCCCUCCCCCUCCCCCACCGGAAACCGCCCCAAGUGGGAAAUGAAUCUCUUCACCAGCAUCCCCCUGGCCACAGGGAUGGCAUACUUUGGACAGACUGCCAGCUAACACUCCCCACCCCGAUGUUAAGACACAUCUCUGGAUUCCUAGAGGGGUGGGACAUAAUGGCAGCAAGAUGCCUCUAGCUCCCUGUGGGCCUGGGCGGGGACACUGACUGGCUGAUGGCCAUCUCAGGAAGCCUCCCCAUUAAAGCGAUUUAUUUUGUCACUGCUUAGAGUCUCAUAUAUCUUCCCUCGCUAUGGCUUCACCAAGAGUCCCCAGGCCUGGUCUCUGUGAGAUUUUUUUCCAGUGAAUACACAUGUUAUCCUCUCUGGUGGCCUGUGCUCACAUCUUCUUGGAACAUUCACAUUAGCUCUGUCAUGCUUCAAUCUGGGAAACAGUUGAUUACAUCAUUAGACACAAGGACAAGGUCAUGGCGCCAAUUCUGGGUCACUUAUGGUCACAGAGACAAAAACUAAAAGGGAGAAAAAUGCAGU